UGGCCGGCGAGAAAGUUCGGUUGAGAGGGUGCUGGAUGGUGGGGGGAGUACCACUGAUGAGAGAAACACGGGACUACUUUAACACGCAUUGGAGGAUUACCACACUUACCUGCUGCACGCUAACACACUCCUGGGAAAGGGGUUUCUUCUUCUACUCUUCGAGGUGACCCAGUGUGUACUGCUUCUGGUUUCCAGCAGCAAUGUCACAGAGGAGUGGGCAGGAGGACCCGGAGCGGUACCUCUUUGUGGACCGCGCCGUGGUCUACAACCCGGCCGCACAGGCCGACUGGACCGCCAAGAGGCUAGUAUGGAUCCCAUCGGAGCGGCACGGCUUCGAGGCCGCCAGCAUUCGCGAGGAACGCGGCGACGAGGUGGUGGUGGAGCUGGCGGAGAAUGGGAAGAAAGCGGUGGUCAACAAGGACGACAUCCAGAAGAUGAACCCGCCAAAGUUCAGCAAAGUAGAGGACAUGGCCGAACUCACCUGCCUCAAUGAAGCCUCCGUGCUUCACAACCUCAAAGACCGAUACUACUCUGGGCUCAUAUAUACGUACUCGGGUCUCUUCUGCGUGGUCAUCAAUCCCUACAAAAACCUGCCCAUCUACUCAGAUAACAUCAUCGAGAUGUACAGGGGCAAAAAGAGGCACGAGAUGCCCCCUCACAUCUACGCCAUCUCAGAGUCAGCGUACAGAUGCAUGCUUCAAGAUCGAGAGGACCAAUCCAUCCUUUGCACAGGUGAAUCAGGAGCCGGCAAGACAGAGAACACUAAGAAGGUGAUUCAGUACCUGGCACAUGUAGCCUCCUCCCACAAAGGAAGAAAGGACCACAACGCUCCUCCCGAAUCACCAAAACCAGUGAAACCACAGAGCGGAGCCCUGUUUUAUGGGGAAUUGGAGCGUCAGCUUCUACAAGCCAACCCUAUCCUUGAAUCUUUUGGGAACGCAAAGACCGUGAAAAAUGACAACUCGUCACGAUUUGGGAAAUUCAUCCGGAUCAACUUUGACGUCACCGGUUACAUUGUCGGAGCAAAUAUCGAAACCUACCUUCUGGAGAAAUCCAGAGCUAUUCGUCAAGCCAAAGAUGAGCGCACCUUCCACGUUUUUUACCAGCUGCUGGCCGGCGCUGGAGAACACCUCAAAUCGGACCUGCUUUUGGAAGGAUUCAAUAACUACCGUUUCCUGUCCAAUGGAAACAUCCCCAUCCCGGGCCAGCAGGACAAAGACAACUUCCAGGAGACAAUGGAGGCCAUGCACAUCAUGAGCUUUGGCCAUGAGGAAAUUCUGGCCAUGUUGAAGGUGGUGUCCUCUGUGCUGCAGUUUGGAAACAUUAUCUUUAAGAAAGAGAGGAACAGUGACCAGGCCUCUAUGCCUGACAACACUGCUGCUCAGAAGCUGUGUCAUCUCCUGGGAAUUAAUGUAACAGAGUUUACUCGAGCCAUCCUGUCCCCGAGGAUCAAAGUGGGACGAGACUACGUCCAGAAGGCGCAGACUAAAGAGCAGGCCGACUUUGCCGUUGAAGCUCUGGCUAAAGCGACGUACGAGCGUCUGUUCCGCUGGCUGGUCCAUCGCAUUAACAAAGCUCUGGACAGGACCAAACGUCAGGGCGCCUCCUUCAUUGGAAUCCUGGAUAUCGCUGGUUUUGAGAUUUUCCAGCUGAACUCGUUUGAGCAGAUGUGCAUCAACUACACCAACGAGAAGCUGCAGCAGCUCUUCAACCACACCAUGUUCAUCCUGGAGCAGGAGGAGUACCAGAGAGAGGGCAUCGAGUGGAGCUUCAUCGACUUCGGCCUCGACCUGCAGCCCUGCAUCGACCUCAUCGAGAGGCCGGCUCACCCUCCAGGUGUGCUGGCCCUGCUGGAUGAAGAAUGCUGGUUCCCCAAGGCCACGGACAAGACCUUUGUGGAUAAGCUGAUCCAGGAGCAGGGCACACACACCAAGUUCCAGAAGCCCCGGCAGCUGAAAGAUAAGGCCGACUUCUGCAUCAUCCACUACGCUGGCAGGGUGGACUAUAAGGCGGACGAGUGGCUGAUGAAGAACAUGGACCCGCUGAAUGACAACGUGGCCACCCUCCUGCAUCAGUCCACGGACAAGUUUGUGGCGGAGCUUUGGAAAGACGAGAUUCAGACCAUUCAAAGGGCUUCAUUCUAUGACACUAGUCUGGAUGAGCCAGCAGUCGACCGUAUCGUCGGCCUUGACCAGGUGGCAGGGAUGAACGAGACAGCCUUCGGUGCCACCUACAAAACAAAAAAAGGAAUGUUCAGAACAGUUGGACAGCUUUAUAAGGAGUCGCUCACCAAGCUCAUGGCCACGCUGAGAAACACCAACCCCAACUUUGUCCGCUGCAUCAUCCCCAACCACGAGAAAAGGGCGGGUAAACUGGAGCCUCACCUGGUUCUGGACCAGCUGAGGUGUAACGGAGUCCUCGAGGGGAUUCGUAUCUGCAGACAGGGUUUCCCAAACCGCAUCGUCUUCCAGGAGUUCAGACAGAGAUAUGAGAUCCUGACGCCCAACGCGAUCCCUAAAGGCUUCAUGGACGGGAAACAAGCCUGUGAGAGAAUGAUCCAAGCUCUGGAACUGGACCCAAAUCUGUUCCGUAUCGGUCAGAGUAAGAUCUUCUUCAGGACUGGAGUUCUGGCUCACCUGGAGGAGGAGAGGGAUCUGAAGAUCACCGACAUCAUCAUCUACUUCCAGUCUGUGUGCAGAGGAUACUUAGCACGCAAGGCGUUCGCUAAGAAGCAGCAGCAACUGAGUGCUCUGAAGGUCCUGCAGAGGAACUGUGCUGCCUACCUGAAGCUGCGACACUGGCAGUGGUGGAGGCUCUUCACCAAGGUGAAGCCUCUGCUGCAGGUCACCAGGCAGGAGGAGGAGAUGCAGGCCAAAGACGAGGAGCUGGUGAAGGUGAAGGAGAGACAGCUGAAGGUGGAGAACGAGCUGGUGGAGUUCGAGAGGAAACACCAACAGCUUGUAGAGGAGAAGAAUAUUCUAGCAGAGCAACUCCACGCAGAGACGGAGCUGUUUGCAGAGGCGGAGGAGAUGAGGGUCCGUCUGCUCUCCAGGAAGCAGGAGUUGGAGGAGAUCCUUCACGACCUGGAGUCGAGGGUGGAGGAGGAGGAAGAGAGGAACCAGGGCAUGCAGAACGAGAAGAAGAAGAUGCAGUCUCACAUCCAGGACCUGGAGGAGCAGCUGGAUGAAGAGGAAGCGGCGAGACAGAAGCUGCAGCUGGACAAAGUGACAGCCGAGGCAAAGAUCAAGAAAAUGGAGGAAGACAUUCUCCUGCUGGAGGACCAAAACUCAAAAUUCCUCAAGGAGAAGAAGCUGCUGGAGGACCGGAUCGGUGAGAUGACGUCUCAGCUGACGGAGGAGGAGGAGAAAGCAAAGAACCUGGGGAAGGUGAAGAACAAGCAGGAGAUGAUGAUGGUCGACCUGGAGGAGCGUCUGAAGAAGGAGGAGAAGACGCGGCAGGAGCUGGAGAAAGCCAAACGCAAACUGGACGCCGAGACGACGGACCUGCAGGACCAGAUUGCCGAACUCCAGGCUCAGAUCGAGGAGCUGAAGAUCCAGCUGAGCAAAAAGGAAGAGGAGCUGCAGGCUUCUCUGGCCAGGAGCGACGAGGAGACGCUGCAGAAGAACAACGCCUUGAAGCAGGUCAGAGAGCUGCAGGCGCAGCUGGCCGAGCUGCAGGAGGACCUGGAGUCCGAGAAGAUGUGCCGAACUAAAGCGGAGAAACUGAAACGGGACCUGAGCGAGGAGCUGGAGGCUCUGAAGACAGAGCUGGAGGACACGCUGGACACGACCGCCGCACAGCAGGAGCUCAGGUCCAAGCGAGAGCUGGAGGUGGCCGAGCUGAAGAAGGCCAUAGACGAGGAGACCAAAAACCACGACGCUCAGAUACAGGACAUGAGGCAGAGGCACGCGACGGCGCUGGAGGAACUGUCCGAGCAGCUGGAGCAGGCCAAGAGGUUCAAGGCCAACCUGGAGAAGAACAAGCAGAGUUUGGAGAGCGACAACAAAGAGAUGGCGUGCGAGGUGAAGACUCUGCAGCAGGCGAGGACAGAGUCCGACCACAAGAGGAAGAAGCUGGAGGCCCAGCUGCAGGAGUUCACAUCCAGGGCCACCGAGGUGGAGCGGGCCAAAGGAGAGCUGACCGACCGCUCACACAAACUCCAGGCUGAGCUGGACAACGUGUCGGCUCUGCUGGAGGAGUCGGAGAAGAAGGGCAUGAAAAUGGCGAAGGAAGUGGACAAACUGAACAGCCGACUGCAGGACUUAGAGGAGUUACGGCAGGAAGAAACCCGUCAGAAGCUCAACCUGAGCGGCCAAAUCCGGCAGCUGGAGGGCGACAAAAACACUCUGCUGGAGCAGCAGGAGGAGGACGAGGAGGCCCGGCGCAACCUGGAGAAGCAGCUGCAGACGGUGCAGGCUCAGCUGUUUGAGACGAAGAAGAAGCUGGAGGAGGACGUGGGAGCGAUGGAGGGCCUGGAGGAGGUGAAGAGGAAGCUCCUGAAGGACGUGGAGCUGACGGGCCAACGUCUGGAGGAGAAGACCAUGGCCAUGGACAAGAUGGAGAAGACCAAGAACCGCCUGCAGCAGGAGCUGGAUGACCUGAUGGUGGACCUGGACCACCAGAGGCAGAUCGUGUCCAACCUGGAGAAGAAGCAGAAGAAGUUUGAUCAGCUGCUCGCUGAAGAAAAGACCAUCUCGGCUCGAUACGCUGAGGAGCGAGACCGAGCCGAGGCCGAGGCCCGUGAGAAGGACACCAAGGCUCUGUCUAUGGCCCGAGCUCUGGAGGAGGCGCUGGAGGCCAAGGAGGAGCUGGAGCGCUUCAACAAGCAGCUCCGCGCCGAAAUGGAAGACCUGAUGAGCUCCAAGGACGACGUGGGGAAGAAUGUCCAUGAACUGGAGAAGUCGAAGCGCACCCUGGAGCAACAGGUGGAGGAGAUGAGGACUCAGCUGGAGGAGCUGGAGGACGAGCUGCAGGCCACAGAGGACGCCAAACUGCGUCUGGAGGUCAACAUGCAGGCCAUGAAGGCCCAGUUUGACCGAGACCUGCAGGCCAGAGACGAGCAGGGAGAGGAGAAGAAGAGGGCGCUCGUCAAACAGGUACGCGAGAUGGAGGCGGAGCUUGAGGACGAGAGGAAGCAGAGAACUCUGGCUGUAGCCGCCAAGAAGAAGCUGGAGAUGGACCUGAACGAGGUGGAGGGGCAGAUCGAAGCGGCCAAUAAAGGAAGAGAAGAAGCCAUUAAACAGCUCCGAAAACUACAGGCUCAGAUGAAGGACUAUCAGAGGGAGCUGGAGGAGGCCAGAGCGUCCCGGGACGAAAUCUUCACGCAGUCCAAGGAGAACGAGAAGAAGCUGAAGAGUCUGGAGGCGGAGAUCCUGCAGCUACAAGAGGACCACGCUGCGUCAGAGAGAGCCCGUCGACAUGCUGAGCAGGAGAGAGACGAGCUGGCUGAUGAGAUCUCCAACAGUGCUUCUGGAAAGUCAUCACUGUUGGAGGAGAAGAGGAGGCUGGAGGCUCGUAUCGCUCAGCUGGAGGAGGAGCUGGAGGAGGAGCAGGGCAACAUGGAGCUGCUCAACGACCGCUUCAGAAAGACGACCAUGCAGGUCGACACCCUGAACGCCGAGUUGGCCGCAGAGCGCAGCACAGCUCAGAAGAGUGAGAACGCUCGUCAGCAGAUGGAGCGUCAGAACAAGGAUUUGAAGGCGAAGCUGGCCGAGCUGGAGGGGGCCGUCAAGUCCAAGUUUAAGGCGUCCAUCACGGCGCUGGAGGCGAAGAUCCUGCAGCUGGAGGAGCAGCUGGAGCAGGAAGCAAAGGAGAGAGCGGCGGCCAACAAAAUCGUCCGCCGCACGGAGAAGAAACUGAAGGAGGUGAUGAUGCAGGUGGAGGACGAGCAUCGCCAUGCCGAGCAGUACAAGGAGCAGAUGGAGAAAGCCAACACUCGUAUGAAGCAGCUGAAGCGCCAGCUGGAGGAGGCUGAGGAGGACGCCACGAGGGCCAACGCCACCCGCAGGAAGCUGCAGAGGGAGCUGGACGACGCCACCGAGGCCAGCGAGGGUCUCACUCGGGAGGUCAACUCCCUCAAGAACCGCCUCAGGCGCGGCGGUCCCGUCAGCAGCUUCUCCUCCAGCCGCUCAGGCCGCCGCAACCUCAACUUGGACGGCGCCUCCGUCGACAUGUCGGACGACGACGCCGACAGCCGUUCAGGAGACUUCAACGAGACGCAGACUGCCACCGCCGAGUAACCACGGAGACCCUCACAUUCCUCGCCCCUACCCCUUUCACCUCCCACCUCAUCCACCCAUGACCCCGCCCCCUUUUUCAUUUCAAGCCACUGACUGGACAAACUCUGGAGAAAUGAGCCGAGUGCUCGUGGCAGCUCGCCUCAUCCUCCCUUUUUGUAUCUUUAACACUGCAGGGAAAAUCCACCGCCCUCCUCUCCUCCGAGGUCAAGCCUCCUCACCGGAGAGUUACCAUGGCGAUCACACAUCUUUACGCCUUCCUCUCCUCUCUUCAGGCGAGCUGCCAGCCCCGGCUCUGCUCUCUGCUCUGUAUCAUCUCAACGCCACGUCAUGUGCUAAAGUUAUCAGCUUCUAGGUGCAAAGUGCUUUUUCUACAUCUGAUGUUGUUAAGUGUUCAUUCUCACUAGUUUGUGUAAAAGCCGACACCCCCCCCCCCCCAGAGUCCAGACUGACAGACCCGUUCAAACGUUGAGGUCACUGCGGCCUCUGUACGAGCGCACAGGCUCGUGUUGCAUGAGGACUAAAAGGCUGACCCGCUUCUUCACCACAUGACCACCGGAGGCGCUAACACCUCGGGAACAAUACAAGGACUCUGAUAUGAAAGUGUUACUGUGAAGAAAAAAAAAAAAAGGUGUUUUAUUUUGUUUCAUCUCAACAGUUAGUGAAGGAAUGUCGAGCAGGGUUUGUAACCCGUUUUUUUAAAUGUUGACCAAGACUUGGAAACACCGCGAAGGACGCAAAGACGCUGGAAACUGAACUGAGCCGGAGGUCGUUGGAGUUCUAACUGGAAACCAACAAGAGAGAGAGGAGGAGAAAAGCUCUUACUGGAAGCACUAAAGUGGCGCUCUGUCCACGUUUUCAAUGUGACACUAAAUUAGAUCAAUCAUGUAGUUUGAUCAGAAUCUUCUUCUCACUGCGUUCACGGUUGAGUCACAGAGCGGAACGACCAGGUUUUAAAAAAAAGACUAAAAAAGACAUUUUCACAACUUGAAUCUGUCUUCAUCACAUCUGGAUUAAUCACAUGUUCAUCAAGUUACACAACCUCCGACAUAUUUAAACUUUUUUAGCCAGCAGGGAUUUCCAAAGUUACGAUUUAUAUUUGGGACGGGCCGUUCUUCAGUCUGUGAUGUGGCCCCUCCGAGGGCGACUUUUAGGUUUUUCACACUUGCAGAAAACUUCUGAAAAACUCCUGAUAUUUCCAGGAGGAGCUGCAUGUGUGAACGCAAACAGAUUCAUUUUUCACCCGGAGUUUCUCCUCCAGCCUCCUCGUAUUUAUUCUGCAGAAAGUCAGAGUGAGCUGAUGUGAGAACGCAGCAGGAUAUAAUCAGGAGAAUUCACCUGGAGCCAAUGGGGAGUGCAAUUAAAUACUGUGAUCGCUGCAGGGUGCAUAGUGUCUGCACGCCACCUCUAUGGUGCUCUAAUGAACCUGCUGCAUUAUGUUUCCUGUUCCUGUUCUUUCCUGCAUUGAUAGAAAGACAAAUAUUAUCUCCUUAGCUUGGAAAGUUUGUAAAAGUUUGCUUCUGCAGUGUGCUCUAAAUCAGGGGUUCUCAACUGGUGGGUCAGGAUCCAAAAAGUGGGUCGUGGAGUGGUUUUCAGUCGAGUCUUGAAUUUGUACCUGGAAAAGAAAUGGUAAAAACGUAAAUUAAGCGCUUUUUGUGCCGUUUCAUCCUCGGUCCAAACUGCAAAAUUUGUCAUCAAAUCUCAUUGGUUGAGAAAUAUCAGACAUUUCGGUCGUAGUUUGUCAUUAAGGAUUUGGUUUUAGGGUCCUGAGGCUAGACCAGUUAAGGACCAGUGCUCCAGAUCUCCUCGUCUGACACCUACCUCGCAGCACGGGUGAUGGGCGUGAUGAAUAACCACGUAGUUGAUGGUUUCAUCGAGGCAGGAACAUAAAUCUUUGUUUUUUUCGUCCCUGCUGGCUCAAAAAGAAACCAAAUAUUUUUUUUAAAAGAAGGAAUAUUGUUUUUCCUCAUCCAGAUGUUUUAAUCCAGGCUGCUUUAGAAACCUCUGUAACUCAAACGUAGUGGAAACAAACGUCGAUGACCUCACAGGGCGAUGACUUAUCGAGUCACAGUCGACCCGUCAAGCACUUAGUAUUCAUCAGAGACGGGUCAGCCCGACAGUGAGGUUUUUUUUUUUUUAAAUCUUUCGUUGUGAUUUUAGUUCCUUUAGUAGCGUUUUUUUUUAGAAGUGAAGUCAGACUCAACAGUGAAACCACUACAGUGUGAAAACUACCUUCACGGGUACCACGACCCCCCGGGUCAGUGUGACUUUAGUCGUUUAUUGUGGCGAUUUCAGGACAGGACGGCGGUCGUCUCCUUCGCCCCUCUCCUCACAUUAACAGUUUGUCUUAGUGCCUUAGACACUAAAUCAGAAAAGACGACCCUAACCAGAUGAAACCGGUCCACCGAGGAGAUGUUCAACACUUCAUCGUUCAGUCUUUUGUUGCCGUGCUUCAUAUCAUAUCCACCAUGUUCCUCUGUGCUCAUAAUAAUCCAACUGGAAGACGGAUGAUGUUUUAACUGGAAGCGAGGCGGAGAACUGGGCCCACUGCUUUUUCCUUUAAAGUCUCUGUGUGUACUGAAGACGUUUUAGUACCGGGGUCAUCGUAGGGAAAUGAUGCGCUGCCCGGGAUGGUUGGAAGCUUUAUCAUCCACACGUAGUUAACUCGUUUUUAUUUGAUUACUUUUAUCCAGCUGGCUGUUGACGACCAUCCAACUGCAAAUACACCCAUCUUAUUAUUUCCUGUAUUCCUGUAUUUCUAGACGGUCAUUUGUUUUGUUUUGUUUGUUUUUGUAAAAGGAAAAUAAAGCAUAUUCAUUGUAUCUGU
This is a messenger RNA of Labrus bergylta (ballan wrasse), 9063 nucleotides long. Its product is annotated as myosin-10. Gene Ontology annotation, biological process: regulation of cell shape; mitotic cytokinesis; actomyosin structure organization. Gene Ontology annotation, cellular component: myosin II complex; myosin filament; cytoplasm. The record is from RefSeq and is a predicted model, not a curated record. NCBI's taxonomy places the organism in Eukaryota, Metazoa, Chordata, Actinopteri, Labriformes, Labridae. Gene Ontology annotation, molecular function: actin filament binding; ATP binding; microfilament motor activity.